Molecule: messenger RNA, 1986 nt
Organism: Nymphalis io (European peacock)
Lineage: Eukaryota; Metazoa; Arthropoda; Insecta; Lepidoptera; Nymphalidae
Product: corticotropin-releasing factor-binding protein
Exons: 7
Coding region: 335-1300 (321 amino acids)
Biological process (GO): negative regulation of corticotropin secretion; hormone-mediated signaling pathway; negative regulation of corticotropin-releasing hormone receptor activity
Molecular function (GO): corticotropin-releasing hormone binding
Source: RefSeq, a predicted model, not a curated record
CGUCUAGCAUAUGCUUACGCUACUAUUAAAUAUAUUUUUCAAUUUUAUUGCAUAUAUUAUUGCAUUUGGCACGCAAUAUAUUCAACCAGCGUCGUCUAAAUAGAUACUAAUCCUACUUUCUACGUUAUUUUAAUUAUGUAAAAUAAAAGUGUAGUAAAUUAAUGUACGUCAAAGGAAGGCGCAUCUGAGAGUGCGCAGAACAUUCUGAAAACGUAUAAAUGUAACGGGGAAGGCUGCCCAUUCACAAUUUAGCUGAAGCCGACGUCACCGCUCCGAGACAACUUUGAAAACGGUGGCAACUUUAGGUGUUACGAACGAUUAAUUCUUAUUUAAUAUGAAAGCGUUCUUUUGUAUUAUCGUGGCAGUGUUAGCUUGCAAUGGCAUUGAGAGUCUGCUACUACCGUCAUGGAGAGGUCUGCGGAGUCCAGGCCAAGCGCCAUCUUGGUUUUCCAGGGUCCGUCGUUAUCCGAUUCCUACACAUCGCAUCAUUGAUCCCACCGAAGACUGUUUCCUGGUAACGUCCGAAGAAGGGGAGCUGUUCUUCAAGUCGCCGUCCGACGAGCCAACAGUUUGUGGUAUCUACAUGAUAGCGGAGCCUGAUAAGCGGAUCCAGGUCAUAUUUAACUAUUUAGAUGUGCCAUGCGAAAACGGUGGCUUAGUCGCGUGGAUCGAUGGUUGGGAAUUGAAUGGGCAAGUCUGGCCAGCGGAUUCCUGGGACGACGACAGGGUUGUGGAAUCAUGCGAUAGUCGACCACAACGCAAGCUCGUUUCCCGACAAAACGCUGCGUUAGUUCAGUAUCGGGUACCGGCUCGUGGCAAAGGAUUUGCGAUAACAAUACGACAUUUAAGAAAUGCAAGACCUUGCAACCAGAUGCUGUUCGGUACAGAAGGUGUAUACACGUUACGUAAUCACGGAGAAACUGGGAACUGCUCGAUGAUCGCCGUAUCUCCAGCCACUGUACGUGUUCUGGAUCUCAACAUCGGCCAGUCGAUUAAACGGGGAACACUGCUAGAUGUUGAAACAGGAACUAUUUCCCAUUGCACAAAGCGUGGCCUUGUGGACUACGCGGACAUUGGGGGAGCCAGCGGCCUCGACCACACCAAAAUGGAGAUCUUCGACAGUAUAUGCGGUCUCGAUUCGAAUGAAGCUCAUCGUCUCAUGCUGAUCGCGUGUGAGGAUACUGUUAUUCGACUCGUAUCCAGCGGACGAUAUCAAAAUUCAAUUACCCUUGCAUUCUCUCCUCUUCCCCUCGAACACUACGAACAUGCCGAUUUGAUCUGCGGUAUCAAUGAUAUUUAAAUACGAAAGUCAUUACCUUGGACAUCGAUUUGCGGCUCUAGCGAUUCGACGAAUUCGAAUGUUCAUGGCUUUUGAUUUUUUUCUAUAGAAGUCAUGUCUAAGUACGACGAGUAUUAUUUGUCAAUAAAAGUUUUAUCGGUAUUAGACUUGUAACGACAAUUUCGGUUUUAGCAGUUUACUGAGUAGACUACUUACUGUUUGAUUAUUUCAGUGCUUAAAUUAAGAAAAAGAAAUUAAACCUUCAUUGUAAUUGUUAAGAUAUUCUUAACAAAUAUUUUUAAUUAGAACUUUGUUGUAGAAUAUCAUUUAUUUAAUAUUAUAUUAAAUCAGGUAUUAAUAAAUUAUUAAUAAUUUCUGUACCAUUCAAUUGAUUCGAUUUUAGGUUCCGAUUUUAUUUGUCACUAAUAAAUGGAUAAUUUCCGAAUUCUCGUUACAAGCUUAGAUGGAAUAUAUCUUAAUAUAUUAUAAUAUGUAAACAUUUUAAAGUAAAUUUCAAAGUAGUGAUAGCAUAACAAAGGAAUACUAAAUGUGUACUCAUAUAAUAAUACUUCAGAAGUAAAUAUAGAACCUGUAUCUAGUCAAUCGGUAAAAACGGGUAGUUAUUUCCCAACCGCAAAAUAAAUAAGGUAGUCUAUAUGAAAAUAAUUGUUUAAUUUUAACUUAUAAGCAAAUAUUAAUGAAAUUAU